This is a messenger RNA of Saccharomyces eubayanus, 2817 nucleotides long. RefSeq names its product mitogen-activated protein kinase kinase kinase kinase STE20 (gene STE20). Gene Ontology annotation, molecular function: protein serine/threonine kinase activity; ATP binding. The transcript has a single exon. Gene Ontology annotation, biological process: intracellular signal transduction; regulation of MAPK cascade; protein phosphorylation. The record is from RefSeq and is a predicted model, not a curated record. Bases 1 to 2817 code for a protein of 938 amino acids. NCBI's taxonomy places the organism in Eukaryota, Fungi, Ascomycota, Saccharomycetes, Saccharomycetales, Saccharomycetaceae. Gene Ontology annotation, cellular component: cytoplasm.
AUGAGCAAUGAUCCACCUUCUAUAGCGGCAUUACCAGGCACGCACACUCUUGAUAAUGGUGCCAGCAAUAGUGACAAGGCUGCUGGGUCCAAUAACAACGGCGGUGACGGAUUACGAUUGCCUAGGACCACGGGGACUCUGAACGUCAAUGCCUUACAGAAUGACGGCAAUGCCGCCAGUGAAGUUGACGGAUAUAAAUCUAUGGAUCCUGCCAAAAUCGAGGACACAAGCCAGGACGACGACAAUGUAGUUGUUUCACUAGAUGAUCCCAUCCAAUUUACACGUGUAUCUUCCUCCUCUGUCAUCAGUGGUAUGUCAUCAUCGAUGAGUACACAUUCUCACAAAGAUGAAGCUAAAUCUCUGGAUCAAGUCACCCCAAAUGUGAAUACCAAUAACAUGACCUCGAACUAUUCUGCCGAUAACACAUUCUCCACCAUAAAUGCGUCCGAAUCAGACCACCAGUUUAAUGACACUCUCAUAUCAAAACUGUCGCUGACAGAUUCCACGGAAACUAUAGAAAACAAUACCACCUCAAGGCACCAGCCGAUGAUUGCAUCUUCCACUGCCAACUCGAAUAACAGUUCGACCGAUAUACGAAGAGCUACACCAGUAUCCACUCCCAUCAUUUCUAAACCAUCAUUGACGGCCACUCCAAGGCAAAUCAGUUCAGCUUCUCAUUCAUUUGCGGACCUUAAGCACAAGCAACAUAAACCAAAGGCCAAACCGUCCAAACCUGAAUUGAAAACUAAACUGACACCUGUGAAGAAUAAUUAUUCACCAAAGAAUACGUUGAAAAACCCAUCGCCUCCUAAAAAGCAGAUCGAAAAGCCAUACUAUUCUCUCUCUACAAAAAAAAGGAAAAGCGGCUCAAGCAGUGGCACACUAAGAAUGAAAGACGUUUUUUCGUCCUUCGUGCAGAAUAUUAAAAGGAACUCUCAAGAUGAUAAAAGAGCCUCCUCGUCAUCUAACAAUUCUUCCUCAUCAUCUACAACCACCUCAUUAAGAAUCUCUACCCCAUACAAUGCCAAGCAUAUACACCACGUAGGUGUAGAUUCUAAAACUGGUGAGUACACAGGGCUACCAGAAGAAUGGGAAAAACUGUUGACUUCUAGUGGUAUUUCCAAAAGAGAACAACAACAAAAUAUGCAAGCCGUCAUGGACAUUGUUAAGUUCUAUCAAGACGUCACGGAAACUAAUGGAGAAGAUAAAAUGUUCAAGACUUUCAACACCACUACAGGAUUGCCGGGGACUCCAUACGCUUCGUCGCCUUCUUCCAACACUGUCAAUAAAUUUCCUCCGCCAACAACCGAUUCUCAUAAUUAUAGUUCCAGGGGUGGCACUCCACUAACUAAUAAUGUCAUGUCUCCGAACUUGAAUACGGAAUCUGGGCCAUCGAACGCAAAAUUUAUUCCAAGUAGACCCGCUCCCAAGCCCCCUUCUGCUUCCACUUCAACUCCGAUAUUAAAAUCACCCGUCACAAAUCCAUCUUUCGCCAAUGUCUCUCCUUCACGACAAAAUCAUAUGCCCGCAACCCCUAGUAGAACCAGUACGACUAGAUCAUCAAUAUCAAGACAUGCUACUUUGAAAAAGGAAGAGCAACCUCUACCUCCAAUCCCUCCGACCAAAUCUAAAACAUCGCCACUCAUUUCAACACCUCCACCGCCCCCACAGGCGCCACCAUCGCCAUCUUCAUUGCCACAGAAACCAGCGAUAACACCCUCUACCAAACCGGUUCAAACAAGAAGCUUGUCUAAAGAACUAAAUGAGAAAAAGAGAGAAGAAAGAGAAAGACGUAAAAAACAAUUAUACGCCAAGUUAAACGAAAUCUGCUCCGAGGGUGACCCAAGUUUGAAGUACGCUAGUUUAGUGAAAAUCGGCCAAGGUGCCUCUGGUGGUGUUUACACCGCUUAUGAAAUAGGCACAAACGUCUCAGUGGCCAUCAAGCAAAUGAACUUGGAAAAGCAACCAAAGAAGGAAUUAAUCAUCAACGAAAUCCUCGUUAUGAAGGGUAGCAAACACCCCAACAUAGUUAAUUUCAUCGAUUCUUAUGUCUUAAAGGGCGAUCUUUGGGUUAUCAUGGAAUACAUGGAAGGUGGCUCAUUAACUGACGUGGUCACCCAUUGUAUCUUGACAGAGGGCCAAAUUGGUGCCGUUUGUAGAGAAACCUUAAGUGGGCUGAAAUUUCUACAUUCAAAGGGUGUUCUUCAUAGAGACAUCAAGUCUGACAACAUCUUAUUAUCCAUGGAAGGUGAUAUCAAAUUAACAGAUUUCGGAUUUUGCGCUCAGAUCAACGAACUGAACUUAAAAAGAACCACCAUGGUGGGAACACCGUAUUGGAUGGCACCGGAAGUGGUCUCUAGGAAAGAAUACGGCCCCAAAGUGGAUAUUUGGUCUUUGGGUAUUAUGAUAAUUGAAAUGAUUGAAGGCGAACCUCCUUAUCUAAACGAGACUCCCCUAAGAGCACUGUAUUUAAUUGCUACGAACGGUACACCCAAGUUAAAGGAACCAGAGAAUUUAUCGUCAUACUUGAAAAAAUUCCUUGAUUGGUGUUUAUGUGUGGAGCCCGAAGAAAGAGCGAGUGCUACAGAUUUACUUCAUGAUGAAUACAUUACCGAAAUAGCUGAAGCCAAUUCUUCUCUAGCACCGCUAGUCAAAUUGGCUCGAUUAAAAAAGCUAGCAGAAAACAUGGAUGCUGAUGAAGAUAAUGACGAUGAUGACAACAAUGAGCAUAACAAUAACGCAAACGAUUAUGACAACAAUAAUGAUAACAAAGAAAUUGUAAAUGUAAAUGUAACUGAAAAUGAUAAACAAAAGUAA